This is a messenger RNA of Mesorhabditis spiculigera, 519 nucleotides long. The record is from the annotation of a GenBank genome assembly. NCBI's taxonomy places the organism in Eukaryota, Metazoa, Nematoda, Chromadorea, Rhabditida, Rhabditidae.
AUGUUUCGUUUAUUGAUAGUUCUCCUCGUCAAGCCCGUCUUCUUGGAAAACACGACGUUGGAUGAUAGGGCCACGAUUACGCACACGGACACCCAGAAUACUUCGUUUGCCAGCGAAAUCAAUGAAUUCCAAAAACUGCAGAAGCAAAUCGACGAUCUGACGGUCAAGCUCCAGGAAGCCGAACAGACCAUCAAGGCGCAGGACAAGCAGCUAGCUGACUUCGAAGCGAGCCGAGUUCCACCCAACGAGACCCUCAUGGAGAUGUAUCAUCGUCUUCCAGUCAUUCAGUCCAACGUCACACUGGUCACUGUACCCUUGAAGUGGGCCGCGGGGCUGGUGUCCGACAUGAUUGCUAUUCUACCGGGCCCGCCGGUCGGGAAGAUCGCCAAGGUCGCCUCCAUGGUCGCGCUAUGGAUAUUAGAAGAUGUACACGGCGCCUUUUCUGACCUCAACACCCUCGUCGUCGCUCUCCUUGCCACCUUCCUAGCUAAACCCCAGUUCACCACCUCCCCUAACCCA